This is a messenger RNA of Sinocyclocheilus rhinocerous, 301 nucleotides long. RefSeq names its product nck-associated protein 1-like. The annotation marks the transcript as partial. The transcript has 3 exons. NCBI's taxonomy places the organism in Eukaryota, Metazoa, Chordata, Actinopteri, Cypriniformes, Cyprinidae. Gene Ontology annotation, biological process: neuron projection morphogenesis; cell migration; cell projection assembly. Gene Ontology annotation, cellular component: SCAR complex. The record is from RefSeq and is a predicted model, not a curated record.
AUGUGCAGUGAUCCCUCAUUCCCUCGACUUGGUCAGAUGCUUAUAGAGUACGACCAUCCAUGGAAAAAGCUUUCAGAGGAGUUUGGUCCCCACACCAAGUCUGUGACAGAGGCUCUCCUCUCACUGCUCAUGGUGUAUCCGCGGAGGAAUCUUUCUGCUGACCAGUGGCGCAGCGCUCAGCUCUUGUCUUUGCUGGCGUCCCCCGCUGCCAUGCUCAGCCCUGCAUGCUGUGACACAAUGGCUUGUGAGUAUCUGUCCAUGGAGGCGAUGGAGCGCUGGAUCCUCAGUGAGUAUCUGUUAU